GAGACACAGAGUGCGGAGCUGGUCUAACAAAAGAGUCGAGAAUUAACUAAAUUACGCUUCUACCGGGUAUCCGCACAAAACUCGACUCGCGGCGCUACUCUAUUACAAUCGUACCUACUCCGAGAAGCCUAUAGUCUGCAUUUCAGCAACAUAUCCGGUUCCGGCCAACUUCAGGCCUCUUUCCUCCGUCACCCCUCUAAACAAUGCCUGCAGCAGCCCCUCGAAAGAAAACACAUGCUCGUACAAACACCGUUGAGCUUCAGGAAUCGGCUCGUCUAGAGCUCGUCGUUCCUCAAACAUCAGAUCUAGAUAUCUCUUUGGCAAUAGAUGAGGCACUCGGGCGGGACAAACAGCAAAUCUCUACUGCUGAUGGUGGGAUUUCGGCCGUUUCUGCAAUCGAGCAGCGCAGAUCCCUCUUCUACGGUUUGGUGCUCUCCUCCCAUGUAAUUGAGGAGGGGAUUAUUUGAGAACUGAAAUGCGGUUUUUUUUGUUGUAGAUGAAACCUUGCCGGUAUUCGUGGUUCUUCAGCUUCUAAUCCCCCUAGAAGAUAGUGUCUACGAAUCCUACCUCUCCCGUCUCGCUGUUUCUCUCGAAGUAGCCGCUGUAGAUGGUCAGCGGCAACAGCAGCAACAGCGGCAGCCACAGUAUGGGGGAAGGCCUGUGGAGAUGGUCCAUCUGUUGUUUCAAACCGUGGUGGAUGAAAACGAGACAAAGCGGAUCAUCAUAGAUAACGGCGCACAGAGACUAGCGAUAUGGAAGAUUGAUGUGCCCCUGGGACAUCCCCGGGCCCGUCUCAACAACCCAACGGUUGUUUUGACCGCUUCGGCUACCAUACGUCCAGCUGAGCUUCACAAACCUGUUGUCGAAGAUGAGUAUCUGUCGACCCGACAGCCUGUUGGAAUUAAUCUACUCGAGUCUUUUACCGAAGAUCCACAUCUAUCCGCUGUUGCUCCCCGGCUUUCGGCUUCGAGGGUUUCCCGGGUGAUACCCGUGACCCAGACACCACAGCAAGCUCUCCGCCCUUUCGGCUAUGCUGCGAAGCGCAAUUUCAAUAUCUACCCCGCCAUUAAUAUCCGAUUGCGUUACUCCCGUAUAUUUUCCGGGACAAAGCAGACUAUCAUUGCUUCUCUGGAUUUGGAAGUGACGCACUUCAGUGAAUGCGAUGUAACUAUUGAGAGCGUUAAAAUUGCACUGUCUGGCGGGAAAGCCGAUCCCCUGACAGAUUCGCCAUCUCCUUUGCCUAUAGUGUGUCGACCACGGGAUGAUAUAACCUUCUUAUUUGUCCUAACACCGACCGAUCUGCUCCCCACAUCUGGCUCGCCAGCCCCCGCAUCAUCUAAUUCACCGGUACGUCCUAUUUCCGUCGCCCUACAAGCGACUGCCCACCUCUCGUCAGUAUGCCAUCCUAAGAUAUUUACAAAUUGGACCACCACUGUGGACUUUUCGCCACCACAAAACCCCGCCUUCCAGCCCUCGCCAGGUAUCCAGCGUGCCCAUCGACCACCUUCCUUGGGAAGCAUCAUCCAUGGUGCAACCGUUUCAUCAUCGUCCGGGAUCCGCCCGGUCUAUCAACCCGCCGCCCCAUCCCCUGCUCUAACUUUCACGCCCCCAAACCAUUCCACCCCCUCUUUUGUAGCGAACCCGGCACCCGAGAGCACUCCAGGCCUGACCAUAACAUUCUCUGGCCCAUCGAGAGUAUAUGUCGGUGAAGUCUUCGUUUGGACCGUCUUUGUUGUGAACCGCUCCCAGCGAACCCGAAAACUCGCGUUAAUAGUGCCACCGAAACGCCGGAAGGCCGGGGAAGGGAAGUCACUUCCUCCGAGACCUGCCGGAGACGAAGAUGCAACAGAGGCGGUUCUGGAUGAGGCAGUGGUGUACCAGACGCACCGAGCACAGUACUUGGAGCCGGCGGAAUUGGUGCCUCUAGUUAAUGAUGUUAGGGUUGGGUGAGUUGUCCUGCUCCCUUGAUGGGACUGUGCUUGGAUACUAAAAUCCUACUAGACCAUUAUUACCCUCCGCGUGCCACACGGCGGAACUUCGCUUCAUCGCGCUGGCGACAGGUGUGUUGAAUAUAGAGGGCGUAAGGGUUUUGGACAUCAUCACGAACGAAACGACGGACUGUAGGGAGUUGCCGAGUAUUGUAUCUGUUGGCCGGAGAUAAAAUAGAUACCUGGGAAGAUACGAUAGAAGGAAUAGAAGGGAAAGGGAUGACGGAACUAACAAUUCCCGUUUCCUGGUGGGGGCUUUACGUUGUAGAAUACUAGUAGCGUUUUCGAGAUGGGUUAUUUCAUCUUUAGUAUGAUAUCAUGUCUAUAGAAUUGCCUGAUGGCGGUCAUUGGGUAAGCAGGAGGGGGCUUGAUGACGAGUGAUAUGCUAUGAACACGGGUGGGGUUUUUUGUUGUAUGAUAUUAGAUUUUGUGGGGCGGAUUUUAAGACAUGCUGUGCUUCAAAGUCCGUCCAAGGAUUUCUGAGAGUCUGCAGUUCAAAGGAAAUCUCUCAAUCCAAGGCUCAAAAAAAACGAUCAUUUCAAGCCUGCAACAACUAAAGUUAAUUAACCUGUCCACCUACAGUACUCGUACAUAGUGUCUUGCUACCCGACAACCCUAUCGCAACUUGGCAUCGCAUGCUACUCAUCUACCGACAUCACGACUCUUGGCAGCGGAACCACCUCGUUGCGAGCAGGAGCACCCCGCCAAACACCCGCACACCAAACCAAACCAAGCCAAACCAACCAAUUCUUCUUCCACCACCCCAUAAUACCAGCACCAAAACAACAAUGGUACCCCCUUCUCCCCCUUCCUAGAAAAAAAAAAGUCAAAGCUAACACCCUCAGGGCGGCGGCGGCAAGAUCCCGUACCUCCCCUUCACCCCCCCCCCCCACCAUACACCCCAACUACAUACUAACUUCCAUCACACAAAGCUACCCGAAACACGUCUGGUCCCCUAGCGGUGGCUGGUACUCUCAACCAAAGAACUGGAAGACCAAUACCGCGAUCAUGGCCGCGGUGAUCGCGGGCAUUGUGGCGGUUGCUUGGAAGACGAGCGCGGAGCGGGAGUACAGGUAUCGCAUGCCGGAUCGUGGACGGUUUUUUCCGAGUCGUAGUAUGUUCUCCUUCUCCCGAUUCAAGACGGAUGGAUGGAUGGGGGUUAAUGGGAUUGGUGAUGGUACCGGUGGGGGAGAUAGAUUGGUCGAAACAGAUUCGGGACUUUGAGGCUGGGAGGGAAUAGCAGUGGUGGUAAUGAUAGUAGGGGAUUGUGGUAUAUGGGUUAGAUCAGGUCAAGUGGGAAUGGUCGCUCUUUCCUUUCUUACGAACGAGGGGUGGUUGGCUUAAGGCUUAGCUUGAUCUCGAGCUAUAAUGAACGAGGGUGUUUAUGUC
Molecule: messenger RNA, 3377 nt
Organism: Tuber aestivum (summer truffle)
Lineage: Eukaryota; Fungi; Ascomycota; Pezizomycetes; Pezizales; Tuberaceae
Source: the annotation of a GenBank genome assembly